AUGUCUGACGGAAGUAAGGACGUCGGUACAGAGCAGGUUUAUAUUAAGACUGCGGGUGGGAAUGCAGCAUUUCAUAAUUUUAUCAAUGAUUUUGCGCAUGUAGAGGAUCCCUUAGAGCGGAGGAGGCUUGCAUUGAAGAAGAUCGAUGAUGCGCCCUUUGGUUGGUAUCAUGUGCGUGCGAUUAUGGUUGCUGGGGUUGGUUUUUUGACUGAUUCUUAUGAUAUAUUUGCUAUUAAUCUGGGUAUAUCUAUGAUGUCUUAUGUUUUUUGGGCGGGGAAGAUGCCUGCGUCUACGAAUUCUCUGUUGAAGGUUAGUACGUCUGUGGGUACGGUUAUUGGACAGGUUGGGUUUGGUACGCUGGCGGAUGUGGUUGGGCGUAAGAAGAUUUAUGGGGUGGAGUUGAUUAUUAUGAUUGCUGCGACUGUUUUGCAGUGUACCAUUGGGUCGUCGCCCUCUAUCAAUUUUGUUGCUGUGCUGACGUUUUAUCGGAUUGUUAUGGGUAUUGGUAUUGGUGGUGACUAUCCGCUUUCUUCUAUCAUUACUUCGGAGUUUUCGACCACGAAGUGGAGAGGUGCGAUUAUGGGGGCGGUGUUUGCCAACCAGGCGUGGGGUCAGUUGAGUUGCGGUAUCCUGGCUUUGAUUUUGGUUGCUGCGUACAAGGGGGAUCUUGUCGGUGCGACUACUGGUGACGAGUGUGGUUUCGAAUGUCAGAAGGCCUGUGACCAAAUGUGGAGAAUUUUGGUUGGCUUUGGAUGUGUACCCGGUUUGAUUGCUUUGUAUUUCAGGUUGACCAUCCCCGAGUCUCCCCGUUACACGCUGGAUGUCGAGACCGACUUGGCCAAGGGUGUCGCUGACGCCGUGAAAUUUACGUCUGGCGAGCACGGCAAUGCGGAGGCAUCGAUGAUUGCGCGUUUGGAAAAGGUACCGUCUUCUUUCGAGCAGAUGGAAGUCCAACCACCAAAGGCUUCCUUCAAAGAUUUCUGUUCGCACUUUUCCAAGUGGAAGCACUUGAAGAUUUUAAUUGGUACUGCUGGUACGUGGUUUAUGCUGGACGUUGCAUUCUAUGGGCUUGGCCUGAACACCGCCGUGAUCUUGCAGACCAUCGGCUAUGCAUCAUCUGAUAACGUUUAUGAAAAAUUAUACAACUCUGCCACUGGUAACCUGAUCUUGAUUUGCGCAGGCUCUCUACCGGGCUACUGGGCUGCUGUGGCUACAAUGGACAUCAUCGGGAGGAAGCCCAUCCAGCUGUUUGGGUUCUUCAUCCUAACCGUCUUGUUCUGUGUCAUUGGUUUCGCUUAUGACCAGAUUGGCGAACAUGGUCUGCUGGGGCUGUACAUCGUAUGCCAGUUUUUCCAGAACUUUGGACCUAACGUCACAACUUUUAUUGUUCCUGGUGAAUGUUUCCCUACUAGAUACAGAUCUACAGCGCACGGUAUCUCAGCUGCUUCCGGUAAGCUCGGCGCUAUUCUGGCACAAACAGCUCUUGGUACCUUGAUCGACCACAACUGCUCUAGAGAUGGCAAGAAGCCCAACUGUUGGCUUCCACAUGUGAUGCAAAUCUUCGCUGCAUUCAUGCUGUGCGGUUUUUUCCUAACCUUUUUGAUCCCAGAGACGAAAAGAAGGACACUGGAAGAGAUCAACGAGCAGUGCCAUGGCGAGGUCGACCCCGGAAAAUACUCUAGUGGCUCUACAAGCUCAAGCCAAAUUGAGGCCGUCUAA
Messenger RNA from Eremothecium cymbalariae DBVPG#7215, 1719 nucleotides. It is a transcript of the gene PHO84, whose product is annotated as phosphate transporter PHO84. Bases 1 to 1719 code for a protein of 572 amino acids. Gene Ontology annotation, molecular function: phosphate transmembrane transporter activity. Gene Ontology annotation, cellular component: membrane. Gene Ontology annotation, biological process: transmembrane transport; phosphate ion transport. The transcript has a single exon. The record is from RefSeq and is a predicted model, not a curated record. NCBI's taxonomy places the organism in Eukaryota, Fungi, Ascomycota, Saccharomycetes, Saccharomycetales, Saccharomycetaceae.